This is a messenger RNA of Balaenoptera acutorostrata (minke whale), 1779 nucleotides long. RefSeq names its product heparanase 2 (inactive) (gene HPSE2). The coding region runs from base 1 to 1779 and encodes 592 amino acids. The transcript is spliced from 12 exons. Gene Ontology annotation, molecular function: hydrolase activity, acting on glycosyl bonds. The record is from RefSeq and is a predicted model, not a curated record. Gene Ontology annotation, cellular component: membrane; extracellular matrix. NCBI's taxonomy places the organism in Eukaryota, Metazoa, Chordata, Mammalia, Artiodactyla, Balaenopteridae.
AUGAGGGUGCUCUGUGCCUUUCCUGAAGCCAUGCCCUCCAGCAACUCCCGCCCCCCUGCGUGCCUAGCCCCGGUGGCUCUCUUCUUGGCUCUGUUGCUCCAUCUCUCCCUUUCCUCCCAAGCUGGAGACAGGAGACCCUUGCCUGUAGACAGAGCUCCAGGUUUGAAGGAAAAGACCCUGAUUCUACUUGAUGUGAGCACCAAGAACCCAGUCAGGACAGUCAAUGAGAACUUCCUCUCUCUGCAGCUGGAUCCGUCCAUCAUUCAUGAUGGCUGGCUCGAUUUCUUAAGCUCCAAGCGUCUGGUGACCCUGGCCCGGGGACUUUCGCCCGCCUUUCUGCGCUUCGGGGGCAAAAGGACCGACUUCCUGCAGUUCCAGAAUCUGAGGAACCCGGCAAAAAGCCGUGGGGGUCCCGGCCCGGAUUACUAUCUCAAAAACUAUGAGGAUGACAUUGUUCGAAGUGAUGUUGCCUUGGAUAAACAGAAAGGCUGCAAGAUUGCCCAGCACCCUGAUGUUAUGCUGGAGCUCCAACGGGAGAAAGCAGCUCAGAUGCACCUGGUUCUUCUAAAGGAGCAAUUCUCCAAUACUUACAGUAAUCUCAUAUUAACAGCCAGGUCUCUAGACAAACUUUAUAACUUUGCUGAUUGCUCUGGACUCCACCUGAUAUUUGCUCUAAAUGCACUGCGUCGUAAUCCCAAUAACUCCUGGAACAGUUCUAGUGCCCUGAGUCUGUUGAAGUACAGCGCCAGUAAAAAGUACAACAUUUCUUGGGAGCUGGGUAAUGAGCCAAAUAACUAUCGAACCAUGCAUGGCCGGGCAGUAAAUGGCAGCCAGUUGGGAAAGGAUUACAUCCAGCUGAAGAGCCUGUUACAACCCAUCCGGAUUUACUCCAGAGCCAGCUUGUAUGGCCCUAAUAUUGGGCGGCCCAGGAAGAACGUCAUCACCCUCCUAGAUGGAUUCAUGAAGGUGGCAGGAAACACAGUGGAUGCAGUUACCUGGCAACAUUGCUACAUUGAUGGCCGGGUGGUCAAGGUGAUGGACUUCCUGAAAACUCGUCUGUUAGACACCCUCUCUGACCAGAUUAGGAAAAUUCAGAAAGUGGUUAACACAUACACCCCAGGAAAGAAGAUUUGGCUUGAAGGUGUGGUGACCACCUCAGCUGGAGGCACAAACAAUCUGUCAGAUUCCUAUGCUGCAGGAUUCUUAUGGUUGAACACUUUGGGAAUGCUGGCCAAUCAGGGCAUUGAUGUUGUGAUUCGGCACUCAUUUUUUGACCAUGGAUACAAUCACCUCGUGGACCAGAAUUUUAACCCAUUACCAGACUACUGGCUCUCUCUCCUUUACAAGCGCUUGAUUGGCCCCAAAGUCUUGGCUGUGCAUGUGGCUGGACUCCAGCGGAAGCCACGGCCAGGCCGAGUGAUCCGGGACAAACUAAGGAUUUAUGCUCACUGCACAAACCACCACAACCACAACUAUGUUCGAGGGUCCAUUACACUUUUUAUCAUCAACUUGCACCGAUCAAGAAAGAAAAUUAAACUGGCCGGGACUCUCAGGGACAAGCUUGUGCACCAGUACCUACUGCAGCCCUAUGGACAGGAGGGCCUGAAGUCCAAGUCAGUGCAGCUGAACGGCCAGCCCUUAGUGAUGGUGGACGAUGGGACCCUCCCAGAACUGAAGCCCCGCCCCCUGCGGGCCGGCCGGACAUUGGUCAUCCCUCCAGUCACCAUGGGCUUUUAUGUGGUCAAGAAUGUCAACGCUUUGGCCUGCCGCUACCGAUAA